AUGGAGACCGACACUGUCAUCGUCGGCAAUGGGCCGUCGGCCAUGAUUCUCUCAUACAUUCUGCAUGGUCACAUUCCGUUUUAUUCGCGGAAUCCUCCGCAUCCAGAUUCUCUGCUUGACUCCAAGUUGAAGGACAUCCCGAACCUUCUGAAUGCCGAUGUCGACGCGCUUACCGCGCAUUUUGCGGCUUCUCGGUUAUCCUAUUCCACCCAGGCUCUCCCAGUGAAUGUACUGCUAGAUACGCUGGUGCGACCGAGCGUCGACGUGGAAGAAUCCAGCUGCACGUCGAAUGUCGAGUGGCGCCGUGUGCCUGAAAAGGCCAUCUCCCACCUCGUAUUCGGCGCCGCGCCUCGUCCGGGUGGUCAAUGGACCGAGGAUCCCCUUGGGGCGAGCUGGGACAUCCAGACAUUGAGCUAUGCGACUAUGCUCUCUUUGCCGGGCUAUUCGUUUGCCGAUCACCAUCGACAGAAAACUGGCCAGGAUCUUCCACCAUUCACCCGACCGACUAGACGUGAGAUCGCCGACUACUUCCAGGCUUACCCCGCCGCCGUCUAUGUCGAUGACGUUUUCCGAUGUGGGGAACAGUUGAGUGGCAUCUCCCGUACCGCAGACGGUUUCUUCAUUCAGUCUCACAACCUCCACUGCAAGCGAUUGGUGCUUGCAAGUGGCAUUUUCUCGGAGAUCCUUCAGCCUCCGCCCAUCCUGCAGCCGCUGGUCCGAACGCAGCUAACGCCGACUGUACCAUUGCUUGUCAUCGGAUCUGGGUUUUCAGCGGCAGACGCUAUCAUUUCUGCAUCUAAUGACCAGAAGAUCUUGCAUGUCUUCAAAUGGUCUCCCGAUGAUCGCCCGUCGCCGCUGCGGGGCUGUCAUCAACAGGCAUAUCCGGAAUACGCGGGCGUAUAUCGAUUAAUGAAGAGGGCCGCCCUUGCGGCCGCGUUGAAAAACAAAAGCCAGCGGCCAAAGUAUCGCCGCGGCACAUCGACUGGCUUUUUGGAGAGCCGACCUUGGGAUGAGUUAUAUGAGGGAGUCUCGAAUGUCGAAAUUAUGACCGUAGAGGCGAAAGAGGGCCUGGCCGAGGUCACCUUUCGUCGACAGGACGGGUCCACCUUUGUGCGGUCCGCCCGGGGCCUUGUAUACGCGGCUGGUCGACGAGGGACUCUGGGUUAUCUGGACUCGCAACUCCGCACAGAGGUGCUGGGGCAUGAUGAUGGAGACGACGUGGCCAUCUCGGGCCAGACUCUUCGGGCAAAAGCACUGGAUGAUUUGGAAGUUGCUCCCAAUGUGUAUAUCAUUGGUAGUUUGUCUGGUGAUUCCCUGGUCCGCUUCGCAUAUGGCGGUUGCGUCGCGGCGGCCGGGCGUCUGCUGGGUAGUAAAGAAGGCGAGCGGGAGUCACGCAGCAUUUGUAGCAGCGUUGUCUCGACACGACCGCAAUCGGCAUCACUGCAAGUGAUGAAUGGCAUGGAUGGUCAUCAUAUCUACCCAGCCAAUGGGUCUGCCUUGACUCGAGAGGAUACCUUGAGCAAGGUGUCCACGACCACCGCACCGAUGAGUGUACAGAGCUGGUGGAAAGCAAUAGCCCAUAUGUGGCGGGACUUGACACAAUAG
This is a messenger RNA of Penicillium daleae, 1605 nucleotides long. RefSeq lists its product as uncharacterized. The coding region runs from base 1 to 1605 and encodes 534 amino acids. Lineage: Eukaryota; Fungi; Ascomycota; Eurotiomycetes; Eurotiales; Aspergillaceae. The transcript has 2 exons. The record is from RefSeq and is a predicted model, not a curated record.